AUGUUUUCUGCUGGUCGCCAAGAAAACCGCCGUAAUGUCACAGCCAAUCUUCAAUCCCACGAAAAUGAAGUUGAAGCUGAGAACAUCGUUUACCCAAUGCGCCCCGAAAGAAUCGAAUCGAUCCGUCGUUGGGCGAACGAUGUCGGUCGGGAACAGAGCCAACAGAACGUUCAGAGCUCAGGCCGUAUCCAUUCCGGAGUCGGAACUUCCUCGCUGGAGAAGUUCACCGCUUCUAGUGAAAGCGAUGAGAUAUCCGUGAGCUCCGAGGAUGAAGACGAUAUAGCUGAUCGUCUGGACCGUGCUGCUCUUUUACUCAAUCUGAAGAGUUCCAAUGUCCAUCACGCGAAACCACCGUCAUCUACACGUUCUCGACCUCCAUGGACUGGUGACACCACACAAACGCGACGGGGUCCAAGAGCCACCGUAAAGACUAGCGUGUUCCAAGAUGUGCACGGUCUCAGCCUGGGGGAAGGGACUUCCAUCUAUAACGUUGGUGGGUCUGUCCGCGUGACUCGUCGUCAAGAUGGCGGUACAGUGAGAGAAACUGUCAUCGUAAACGAUGGGAGAAACACUACUGUUUUCAAUUCAGUAAAUGGCAGACCGAUUGGCCCACGGGAGCAUAACCCUCUCAAGACUCACCACCAUGAUGCAAGUGGCUUCCAGCACCGAGAAAGAAGGUUCAAUUAUGAUCGUCAGCCCCAUUCUCCCGAUUACAAUCAAGGCUCACAGAGAUUGAACACACUCAAUGCUCUUCCAAAGGGUCUUCCUCCUCGCCAUCUUCGUGGCAAUCAGAAUCGUAAUCCCAAUUACAUCAUUCCUCAGUGGGGCUAG
Molecule: messenger RNA, 831 nt
Organism: Laccaria bicolor S238N-H82
Lineage: Eukaryota; Fungi; Basidiomycota; Agaricomycetes; Agaricales; Hydnangiaceae
Exons: 2
Coding region: 1-831 (276 amino acids)
Source: RefSeq, a predicted model, not a curated record